Messenger RNA from Staurois parvus, 324 nucleotides. NCBI's taxonomy places the organism in Eukaryota, Metazoa, Chordata, Amphibia, Anura, Ranidae. The record is from the annotation of a GenBank genome assembly.
UCAUCUGGCAAGGCAGUGGGCACCGAGUCACCAGGCACGACAGUGGGCUCUGAGUCAAUUGGCACGACAGCGGGCACCGGGUCAUCAGGCACCGGAUCGUCUGGCUCGACAGCAGGCACCGGGUCAUCUGGCGCUGGAUCGUCUGGCUCAACAGCGGGCAUCGGGUCACCAGGCAUGACAGUGGGCACUGGGUCAUCAGGCAUUGGAUCGUCUGGCUCGACAGCGGGCAUUGGGUCACCAGGCAUGACAACGGGCACCGGAUCAUCAGGCAUGACAGCGGGCACUGGGUCAUCGGGCAUUGGAUCGUCUGGCUCGAUAGCGGGC